Molecule: messenger RNA, 4295 nt
Organism: Stegodyphus dumicola
Lineage: Eukaryota; Metazoa; Arthropoda; Arachnida; Araneae; Eresidae
Gene: Mcr
Product: macroglobulin complement-related
Cellular component (GO): extracellular region
Molecular function (GO): protein binding; endopeptidase inhibitor activity
Source: RefSeq, a predicted model, not a curated record
UCUUUCAGGACAGCAUUGUCGCAAUGCAAGCUUUAAUCGAGCACGCCAUCCAGUCUCGAGUGCGGGACGUAAUUGACGUCACCGUAACGAUAGAAGUUCCUUCUGUUCCUGGAUUUAUUAAGCAAAUACAUAUUGGUGAUGAAAAUUUGUCUAAACAGCAGCAGUUUGAGAUAUCCAAUGCAUGGGGCGUUGUGUUGGUACGAGCACAAGGAUCCGGCAUUGCUCUAGUUCAGCUCUCUGUACAGUAUAACGUGGACUGGCCUCAUUUGCAAACUCCACCACCUGUCAAAGCUUUCGAUCUCAAAGUCAGAGGUUACUAUUUUGGACGGAAUAGUUCCCAUAUUGAAAUAAGCUCCUGUCAGAGGUGGACUCUUUUAGAAGAAAGUCCAAGAAGUGGUAUGGCAGUAUUAGAAGUUAAUAUUCCGACUGGAUAUGUAGUUCAACAGCAGACUCUAGAUUCUUACGUACAAUCACGAAAAGUUCGAAACCUCAGAGAAGCUCGCUAUGAUGAAAGAAGAGUUUCAUUUUAUUUCAAUUAUCUGGACCAAGACUUAACGUGCCUAUCAUUCACUAUUCAGAGAUGGUAUCCAGUGGCUAAUAUGUCCAGAUGGUUGCCAGUUCGUGUGUAUGAUUAUUAUGCUCCAGAACGUUUCAACGAAACCAUGUUUGACGUGUACAACUUAUUUGUGCUGAGUAUCUGUGAAGUAUGUGGAUCCUACCAGUGCCCGUACUGCCCCGUCUUCAGCUGGAGUUGUGGGAUUUCUUCCAAUCCUCUUCUUUUAUUUGUGACUUGCCUAAUUGCCACGUACAGCAUUUUCACUAGAAAUCUCACUGUAUAGCAUGAACUGAAUGCUUCUAUUCAGAGAAUUAAACAAUGAGUGAAGAACUCGAUGAAUGUUUUGUAUGUAAUGAAUUGACUUAAAAGAACAUCUCUCUUAUGUGCUAGAAUGGCAUAUCGAAAGUCAUAGUAUAAAACUGUGAUAAGUUCUUUUUUAAAGUUAUCCGCGAAUCACACAGAGGAAAUCUCUAGAUUCAUCGAAAUCUGAGCAUCGAGUCCAUAAUUAUGAAGUCAUAUGUUUUAUUGGAGUGCAUGUGUGCAAAAAUUAUCAUUUCUAUUUGUAUAAAUGUUUCAUAUCACAUGGAAAAAUGUAGGAGAAUAUCCUAGAACAUUUUUUACUUUUGUUAUGAAUCUCUCCUUUUUAUUAUUAUUAUUAUUAUUAUUAUUAUCUUCUUUUUUGUUAUAAAAUGUGUGAAACUUGUAAAAUGAUUGUUGUAAAUAGUUUUUGGAAUCCUUUUUUUAGACAUUUCUGAAGAUAUAUUUAGUAUAAUGAUCUUAUUUUCUUGGUAUUUGUUAAAUAGUAUUUCUCUUAUUUAUAGAUGUUUUUCUUUUUUAUUAUAAAUUUUAAAAUAGGCAUAAAAUUUAUCUGUUAAAGUGUUUCUAUUGUCUUCAUUCAUCAGUGUAUUGAAUAAAGAAAACAGGCUGGCCGAACAUAAAUUGGCUAUGUGUCUAAAAGGUGAAACAGCUUCAUGGAGAAAUUUCUAAGGGAAACUGGCUGGAAUAUACAUAGAGAAGAAACAUAAAACUUGUUUUCAAGAGCCAGUUUCCCUCAGAAAUCGGAAAGUAAAGCCGAGGUAGAUAAACUAUUGGAGGACCUUUUUUAUAAUGUUGCCCUAUAUUAAAAGGUGCCCAAAACCUUAUCCAAGUCAGAAGCUGUGUGGAAAGAACCUUGCUAAGUGUGCUCAUGACCAUUAUGGAAGUAGAACGCUGAAGGUACAGAAACUUUCGUAACAGUGCAUAAAGGUGUUGCAUCUGCAUAACUUGGAAAAAUGUUUACCUUUACAAGUGUGCUAGCACCUUUAUGCUGGGCACCCUUGUGCAUGGCUGAUUCAAAUAUUAAGCAGAGGAUGAAAUAAACCUUUAGCACCUUUAUUGUGAACAAGAACUUUGCAUAUAAAGGUGUGCACAUUUUAUAAAAAUUGGCCUAAAGCUACUUUUACCUUUGUGCAAGUACCAUAAACUGACAGUAAAGUGAUUUUUGCAAAAAGAUGCCAAAGAUUUAUUUCAACCCCUUCUUAAUUAAUCUGCAAUGAAGAUGAAAAUCAGACUUUCACUUAGAUCGACGUGCCUGCAUUCUUAUGAAGGUUUAUUACAUAUAUAUAUAUAUAAUUCUAAUUAUAUUAUUUAUUUUUUAUUUUAUUCUUAGAUUAUAUACCGGUGUAAUUUGUUCACUUUCAGUGUGUUAAAGCAUGCCUCAGAGCUGUUAACGCUCCCUUUUUUAUCGGUAGACUCACAAUUUUUCAUCUCAUUUUCCGGUAGAUCUCCAAAUCUCUCGGUUUUUUUAAUUUUUAGCCUUUAGUAAGGAAGAUGUUUCCCAGCAAUACGUGAAAUUUAUUGAAUUAAUGAAACUUAAAUUAAUUUCCCCACCAGUUAUUUUGCAGUAUUUUGGUGACUGAAUUGACGAAUUUGGAGUACAUAUAAAUUUAUUUGUGAAAGAGUAUGUCCAACUCGGUGGGAUUUUUCCAAAAUAUGAACAUGCCAAAAAACUGCAUAUGUUCCCUUAUUGCAGUUAUAUUCUUCACCUACUGAUUUGUAACAGAAUAAAAAAUAUAGGAGUAAAAAUCCCAAAAUAUUCAAUAUAAAUGAGUUCAGCAGGUACACCGAAGGUAAAUAAUUGAACACUGAAGGUUUUUCGGUACUUUUCCUUUAGCCGAACGCCAAAUGUCACCAAUUGAAAUACAAACACUUUCAAUAAAUAAAAAAAGAAGUAAUUCUCAUUCAUUUCAUUUAAAAUAUAAAAAAGGAAGCAAUCGUUUUAAUGAAAUUUAUGCCAACAUCCAAAAUAUUUAAUUUAAACAUCAAAGCAGAGUCUGUAACACACAGGCAGAAAUAUUUUUUUUUUUUUAAAGGUACCUUUUUCAUUUUAGUUUUAGGUCCAAAAACGUUUGUUAUCAUUUAGAACUUUCUGAAACACAUCGUCUGUUUCUUUUUUGCACAGGAAUUCAGCCACGUAAACUUUUAUGUGAUGGCAUACUAUUUCUUAUUGUCUGUUCCUAUGCCAUUUACCACUUCUCCACAACGGCUUGAAAAUAUAGUUCGACUUAUUCUUAUGUUGUAGACAAGUCUAUUUUUGUCCUCAUUUAAACGAAGUGGAAUUAUGAUAACUCUAUCGAUUUUUAGAAAUGCACGCUCAUAAUGACGCACAGGAAAUCAUUGCAGUUUCAAUGAUGGCGACGGAAACAUUUCUGGCGAUAUAUGGUUUGCGCUCGGAUAAAAGUAAAGUACCUGUUUUUCUUUUUAGGUUUUUCAUAGAAAUAAUUUAGUUUCUGUUUUUUAAUGUGUUUAGAAUGAAUCUUAUUUUUUUUUUUCUUUGUUGAUCAUUUAAAAAUAAUAAUGAAAGUUAUAUGUUCAUUUGCGUAAUAAAAAAGCGUUUCUUAAUUGUAUCCGUUUCCAUCGAUGCAGUGAUAUUCUUCAUGGAUGGAAACGGAAUGUUAUUUGUGAAAUUUUAUGAUUGCUUCAUGCAUAUUUAUGUUUAAAUUAUCAUGAUCUAGUUUUUAUAAUAAUACUGGAAUAAAAUGUAUUCAAACUCAUUUAUAACCAACACUAUUGGAUCGGAUGAAUUAAAUUAUAAAUUCUUGAUCGGUUAAAUUUGCUUGGUAACAAUAAAAAGUUAAAAUGAAUAUGGAUUUUUCUUGUUGCAGCUUUUGUCAUUUUACACUCAUGCUCGUGAUGAUUUGAUUCUAAAUGCAAUAUUACAAAAAAAAUGGUUUGAUUGUAAAUGGAAUAUUAUUUUACAUUCUAUCACGGGUUCUCAACCAUCCCCCUUUGCGGCGUUAAUGCGGUCUGCCUUUUAUAUAUCUGUUAAGUAUUUAGUCUUAGUUUAUGAAUAUAAAAAAACUACUUUUAUUAAAAUGUUGCUCUUUCAUCAACAUUUUAUACACUUUUUGUUGUUUAAUUUAUAAAACACGUCAAAAAGUUAUCUAAAUCUCUCUGUCUCUCGCUCUCUAUAUAUUUUGAGUUUUAGAAAGGAGAGAGAAGGAUUAUCUUCCAGCAGUGGUAAAAGGGUGCAUAGGAGGCUUGGUUGAGAACCCCUGUUUUAUCAUAAUUAAGGUUACGUACUUAUGUUAAGUUAUGUUUACCUUUCGUUGCAGAAACCAAACCAAACUGUAAUAAAAAAUUGAUACAUUUCUUGAUCUAUGAUUAUUUUUUAUGAAAAUGUUUUGUAUAUUUAUGGCAGCUGUAAAUAUUAAGGCUUUAAAAUUUUUAGCAACUCUAAAUAAACUUGUUUUGAACAAAG